AUGGCUGAUGUAAGUCAUAGAAUCGCUACAACAACUGAUAAUUCACAAUCAAUUAAUGAACAUGUUUUAUGUCGAAUACAAGCUUAUUCCAAUGGUAUCAUUGUAGUAGAACAUGAUUUUAAUAAUGGUAAAUUGGCUUAUGUGAUUGAAACAGGAUAUACAAACAAGAUAUUUUAUCAGUAUUACUUAGAACAUGCAUCAAUAUCAGUAACUAAAGAUUAUCUUAUUAAAGCAAAAAAGAUUAAUGAAUGA
Rotaria sp. Silwood2 is the source of this 252-nucleotide messenger RNA. The record is from the annotation of a GenBank genome assembly. Lineage: Eukaryota; Metazoa; Rotifera; Eurotatoria; Philodinida; Philodinidae.